CAAAACGUAGGAGCAUUGCUAGCUGUUCUCGGCAUCGGGGUGGAUCUGCGAGAGCGAGAGAGACGGCUGCGUGAAAGAAAUAUACACACACACACAUACACAUACACACGUACACACAUUUCACAUACGCACACGUUACACGUACACACGUUAACGCAAAUACGCACAUAAUAUAAAUAUUAAAAAAGAAAAAAGGAAAAAGUUAUAAUUAAUAAUAUGCAAAUCGAAAGAUCGUUACUGUCAUUGUUAAUAAUAAUAUAAUAAUAAUAAUAAUAAUACUAAUAAUAAUGUUCUCGUCUCGCAGUAUGUAUCUCGAUCGUCGAUCGUCGUCUAGUGCACCGAGAUAGUAAUCUCGAGUGUUAUUUUUUUUUUUCAAAUCUAUAUCUCUCUAUAUAUAUUUUUUCUCUCUUUCUCUCUCUCUCUGUCUCUCGUUUCCUUUCUCCUUUUAUCUCCAUUUCUCUACCAGUCGGUUCUAAUCGCGGUUGCGUCGAUGCCGUACGACGUCGACGGGCGACGUCGUCUUCGUGCGCUCUUUAUGCGCGCGUCCCUCAGUGUUCAUCAGUGAUUAUAUUAUUCACCUUACAUAUUAUACAACACAAGGAAAGAAAUACGAGUAAGAAAACAACGGUCAUUGGUAAAAGGGGUGGAAUUUAAAUUCGAUCGAGAGAGACCUGACCAAAGGCACAUAAUAAUAACGUGACUAUAAUAAUUGUAAGGAACGUUGAAGGAGUAAAAAGAAAAAAGCAAAGAUGUCGUCGGUGAAAGUAGCGGUGAGGGUUCGACCCUUUAACAAUCGUGAAAUAUCACGCGAAGCACAAUGCAUCAUUGAAAUGUCAGGCAAUACUACUUCAAUAGUAAAUCCGAAAGUACCAGCUGGCAGUAAGGAUGCAAUAAAAAGCUUCAAUUAUGAUUAUUCGUACUUUUCCAUGGACCCAUGCGAGUCUAAUUAUUCAUCACAAAUUAUGGUCUACAAAGACAUAGGCGAGGAAAUGUUAGAACAUGCAUUUGAAGGCUACAAUGUUUGUAUAUUUGCUUACGGACAGACCGGUGCUGGAAAAUCUUAUACGAUGAUGGGUAAACAGGAAGAUGGUCAAGAAGGAAUAAUACCUCAAAUUUGUAAAGAUUUGUUUCGUAAAAUAAGUCGAAAUUCAUCCGAACAAUUGAAAUAUUCGGUUGAGGUGAGUUAUAUGGAGAUUUAUUGCGAGAGAGUUAGGGAUUUGUUAAAUCCAAAGAACAAAGGAAAUUUACGUGUACGUGAACAUCCUCUUCUUGGACCUUACGUUGAGGAUCUUUCCAAAUUAGCUGUGAUGUCUUAUCAAGAUAUUCAUGAUCUCAUAGACGAAGGAAACAAAGCAAGAACGGUUGCAGCAACAAAUAUGAACGAAACAUCCAGUAGAUCACACGCAGUAUUUACGAUCUUCUUUACACAACAAAGACAAGAUUCAACGACUGGAUUAGCAACAGAGAAAGUUAGUAAAAUAUCUCUGGUCGAUUUAGCAGGUUCUGAAAGAGCCGACUCGACUGGUGCUAAAGGUACAAGGCUCAAGGAAGGUGCAAAUAUUAACAAGAGUCUUACCACACUUGGAAAAGUUAUUAGCGCAUUGGCUGAAAUCGCGGCUACCAAGAAAAAAAAGAAGGCCGAUUUCAUCCCCUACAGAGAUUCAGUAUUAACGUGGUUAUUACGUGAAAAUCUUGGUGGUAAUUCGAAGACUGCUAUGAUAGCAGCAAUUAGUCCAGCUGACAUUAAUUAUGAUGAAACUUUAUCAACCCUAAGAUAUGCGGAUCGUGCGAAACAAAUUGUUUGCAAAGCUGUCGUUAACGAGGACGCGAAUGCCAAACUCAUUCGAGAACUCAAAGAAGAAAUACAAAAACUACGUGAACUUCUCAAACAAGAAGGAAUCGACGUUCAAGAAGGGCCAGAUGGCAAAGUCACUUAUGAAAAGAAAGAGCCUAGGGAUGAAAUCAUUCGAACGAAUAAACGCGAGGAUGAUUACAACAAAGAAUCUCGUGCGAGAAUUCCCUCUCACACAACUUCGACUAUUGCCGAAGAAGCGGUCGAUCAGUUACAAGCAUCAGAGAAAUUAAUAGCCGAAUUAAACGAAACGUGGGAAGAAAAAUUGAAGAGAACCGAAUCGAUUCGACUCCAACGCGAAGCCGUGUUCGCUGAAAUGGGUGUAGCAGUGAAAGAAGAUGGUGUAACGGUUGGUGUAUUUUCACCAAAGAAAACCCCACACUUGGUUAAUCUAAACGAGGAUCCCUUGAUGUCCGAGUGUCUUAUUUAUUAUAUCAAAGAUGGUUUUACGCGUAUUGGAAGCGCUGAAGCUAAUAUACCACAAGAUAUACAACUUUGUGGUCCACAUAUAUUGAGCGAGCAUUGCGUAUUUGAAAAUCAUGAAAGUGUUAUCACUCUGAUGCCUAAAAAAGAUGCUUUGAUUUAUGUUAAUGGUCGUGAAAUAACCGAACCGAUCGUACUCAAAACUGGAUCACGCGUUAUUCUUGGCAAAAAUCAUGUAUUUAGGUUCAAUCAUCCUGAUCAAGUACGUGAACGAAGAGAAAAAAAUUCACCCGCCGAGACCCCCGGCAACGGUGAGACCGUUGACUGGAAUUUCGCACAAAUUGAAUUAUUAGAGAAACAAGGUAUCGAUCUCAAAUUGGAAAUGGAAAAGAGAUUGAUGGUACUCGAGGAACAAUUUCGAAAAGAGAAAGAAGAGGCCGAUCAAUUCUUCGAGGAACAACGCAAGAGUUACGAAGCACGAAUAGAUGCCUUGCAGAAGCAGGUAGAAGAACAAAGUAUGACUAUGUCAAUGUAUAGCAGUUACACACCAGAGGAUUUCAAUAAUACUGAAGAAGAUAUAUUCGUCAACCCCUUGUUUGACGCAGAGAGCAACUGGACCGAGAGAGAUUUCCAAUUGGCUGCGUGGGCCUUCCGCAAGUGGAAGUAUCAUCAGUUUACCAGUCUUCGAGAUGAUCUAUGGGGCAAUGCGAUAUUCCUCAAGGAAGCCAAUGCAAUAUCGGUUGAACUUAAGAAAAAGGUUCAGUUCCAAUUUACGUUAUUGACGGAUACACUAUACUCGCCACUACCGCAAGAUCUUUUACCAAUUGCAAUUGAUGAUGAAGAUGAAGAAGAAAGACCAUUCCCUCGCACAAUCGUUGCCGUUGAAGUUCAGGAUACAAAAAAUGGUGCUACACAUUAUUGGACCUUGGAAAAAUUAAGGCAAAGGUUAGAAACUAUGCGUGAAAUGUAUCACAAUGAGGCUGAACUUUCACCUACAUCACCAGAUUUUAAUAUUGAAACUAUCACGGGUGGUGAUCCGUUUUAUGAUCGGUUCCCAUGGUUCCGUAUGGUUGGAAGAUCAUUCGUAUAUCUUAGCAAUUUGAUGUAUCCUGUACCACUUAUUCACAAAGUUGCUAUAGUUAACGAAAAAGGUGAUGUCAAAGGUUAUUUGAGAGUAGCCGUGCAAGGUGUUGUUGGAGAAGAAAAUAGCGAGUACUCCAGCGGCGUUAGACAGUCUGCACGUAUCUCAUUCGAAGAUGAUUUAUUCGGUGGACACAAACAUAACAAACGCAACACACUUUUGGCUCAAACAUUGGAAAAGAAUCGUCAAAUACUCAUGAACGAUGAUCGCGUUAUAGGUCAUAACGAAUUACACAAGGAUUUGAAAGAUGAAGAUGAUAUUGGUGAUGCAGAUAGUGGAAGAGGUGAUAGUUCUGUUUCCAGUGAUAUGAAGGAAGAAGAUUUACCAGAUCAUUUACAACUUGGUGCUGAGUUCACAUUUAGAGUUACGGUGUUACAAGCAAUGGGUAUCUCAACCGAAUAUGCUGAUAUUUUCUGUCAAUUCAAUUUCUUACACCGACAUGAUGAAGCAUUUUCAACGGAAUCGGUAAAGAAUACCAACAAAGGAUGUCCACCUGGAUUUUAUCAUGUACAAAAUAUUACUGUCACUGUCACGAAAUCUUUCUUGGAGUAUCUUAAAUCACAACCGAUUGUAUUUGAGAUCUUCGGACAUUAUCAACAACAUCCGUUACACAAGGAUGCUAAACUGGAAUAUAGCGUACGACAACCACCGAAAAGGAUGUUACCACCAUCAAUACCAAUAAGUCAACCAGUACGUUCACCAAAGUUUGGUAGCGUUUUACCAUCCCCUAGUACGUCGCACAUUCAUGCAAAAUAUGACGUACUCGUGUGGUUUGAAAUUUGUGAGUUAGCACCGAAUGGCGAAUACGUUUCAUCCGUUGUGGAUCAUAGCGAUGAUUUACCCUGCCGCGGAUUAUUCCUCCUACAUCAAGGAAUUCAACGUCGUAUUCGUAUCACCAUAGUACACGAGCCUGCUUCAGAAUUACGAUGGAAAGAUGUAAGAGAAUUGGUAGUAGGUCGUAUUAGAAAUACCCCAGAACCGGAAGAGGAAGACAACGAUUCGUCUGUACUUUCAUUGGGAUUAUUCCCAGGUGAAUAUUUAGAAGUUAAAGGUGACGACAGGUGUAUGUUCAGAUUCGAAGCGGCCUGGGACAGUUCUUUGCACAAUUCGGCCUUACUCAACAGGGUCACGUCUUAUGGUGAACAAAUUUUCAUGACCAUCUCCGCAUACCUUGAGUUGGAGAAUUGUGGUAGACCAGCUAUCAUUACAAAAGAUUUAAGCAUGAUUAUUUAUGGCAGAGAUGCCAGAAUCGGGCCAAGAUCAUUGAAACAUCUGUUCAGUGGAAGUUAUCGUAACCAAGAAGCUAAUCGACUUAGCGGCGUCUAUGAAUUGGUGCUGCGACGUUCAUCGGAAGCAGGUAGCCCAGGCGUACAAAGGCGACAACGUCGCGUAUUAGAUACGAGUUCAACUUACGUCAGAGGUGAAGAAAAUCUUCACGGUUGGAGACCACGAGGUGACAGUCUGAUCUUUGAUCAUCAAUGGGAACUUGAAAAAUUAACCAGAUUGGAAGAGGUUGAGAGGGUCAGACAUACUUUACUUUUAAGAGAGAAACUUGGUAUUGAUAAAAUGCCUAUGUGUAAUAAACCGUUACAUGAUUUCACAAAAAGCGAGAAAGAGGUUUGUAACAUGGUUGCAAAAGCUACGAACGAGUCACACGCCAGCCCUAUCAAACUCAAACGCUCUACGAGCAAAGACGUUUAUGAACCUUGGGAGAUGACUGAUAGGGAAAGAGAAUUGGCAACUAAAUAUAUUAAACUUAUUCAAGGUAGAAUUCCAAGCAAAGAACCGAUUUUAUUAUCUGAUGUUUCCCCAGGAGAAGAUACGAUGGGAGACAUGUCAGCAUCUAUGCUAUCAUCAGUGUUAUCUUCAUCUUCUCAAGAAUUAAGUUCACCCGAAAGAGCCAAAUUGCAAGAAUUGCAAGAAAGCAUGUUAACUAGCGAAACGAUCGGUCAGUCUUGUACAGCACCAGCACCAAUGGGAUCCUCUUCACCUUCGAAAGAAAAUUUAGUGUUAUAUGUACCGGAAGUUGAAGAAAUUCGCAUCAGUCCUGUUAUUGCUAGGAAAGGAUAUUUAAAUGUAUUAGAACACAAGACUAACGGAUGGAAGAAACGUUGGGUUGCAGUACGUCGACCGUACGUUUUAAUUUUCCGAGAAGAAAAAGAUCCCGUAGAAAGAGCUUUGAUUAAUUUAGCAACCGCUCAAGUAGAAUACUCAGAAGAUCAGUUAGCUAUGGUUAAAGUACCAAAUACGUUCAGCGUUGUAACAAAACAUCGUGGAUACCUUCUUCAGACAUUAGGUGACAAAGAAGUGUAUGAUUGGUUAUACGCUAUAAAUCCGUUAUUAGCUGGCCAGAUAAGGCCCGGUUACUAGAUCUUUAAACAACGUAUCACCAACUGGUGUUACUCCGGCGUCGGAACAACAAUCGAAUCAAACCAAGUGAGUGAUCGAUGCCUUGCUGGAGGUAACCGGCGCCGUUGCAAGAGCCUCCAAGAGAAUAUUUCGUUGGCCAAAAGCGACAUUUUCGGGCCAGGACUUCUAUAGUUUUCGAUUUUCAGUAGUCAUCGAGUGAUCGUCACGAUUAAGGAUACGUCAACAGACGAGAAUUUAUUCGCUAACCGAAUCUGAUGAUGAUGAUGAUGGUGAUGAUGGUGAUGAUGGUGAUGAUGGUGAUGAUGAUUAUGAUAUCUCUUGAUAUCUCGGCGUCUCGUUUUAAGGAUACAUACGUUAUUUUAUCAUAUUAAACAAAUACACGUACACACAUUUGAACACACACAUGCAUAAAACAUACACUUACACAAAGAAAGAAUGAUAAGAUCAAGCAAACACGAGAUAGGCGCUAAUAUACCGACAGGAAGAAACAAAUUCAAAUAAACAUACGAAAUAAA
Molecule: messenger RNA, 6301 nt
Organism: Polistes dominula (European paper wasp)
Lineage: Eukaryota; Metazoa; Arthropoda; Insecta; Hymenoptera; Vespidae
Gene: unc-104
Product: kinesin family member unc-104
Biological process (GO): microtubule-based movement
Molecular function (GO): microtubule binding; ATP binding; microtubule motor activity
Source: RefSeq, a predicted model, not a curated record